Molecule: messenger RNA, 2688 nt
Organism: Aspergillus sclerotioniger CBS 115572
Lineage: Eukaryota; Fungi; Ascomycota; Eurotiomycetes; Eurotiales; Aspergillaceae
Product: kinesin family protein
Exons: 3
Coding region: 111-2357 (748 amino acids)
Biological process (GO): microtubule-based movement
Cellular component (GO): microtubule; kinesin complex
Molecular function (GO): ATP hydrolysis activity; ATP binding; microtubule binding
Source: RefSeq, a predicted model, not a curated record
AUAAGUCUUGAUACACCAAUUGAUCGAUAGGAUUGGGUUAGGCGAGGAUAGGACGAAGUCCCGAAAUUACAUCUAAAGCCUUAAAUCCGAUUUCACACAACCUAUACACGAUGAGCGUCCGGGUAGUUGCGCGGGUUCGUCCUCUUCUGAAAUCGGAACGGGAGUUGGAUGUCAUCCUGCGUACGGGUUCAUCAACCCAGGCAGUGCCUGGCAAGAGCGACAAAACUUCCGAGGAGAAAGGAGCACUGGCGGCUCUUAGGGAUAGGGAUACCCUCGUACGGAUCCCAAACCCGAAGAAUGAAGGCGAAGAGUACUCGUUUCAAUUCAAUGCUGUCUAUGAUGCGGAGGCUUCCCAGCAGGAGCUCUUCGAUGCAGAGGUUGCUCCUACUGUCAAGCACCUUUUCAACGGCUUCGAUGUAACGCUAUUCGCAUACGGAGUCACUGGGACUGGAAAGACGCACACAAUGCGAGGCGGUAAAAGCCUGGCUGAUCGUGGCGCCAUCCCCCGCCUCCUGAGCAGUAUAUACAGGCGCAGCCGAAAGAUGGAGAAGGACAGUGGCGGAGAAACCUCAGUCAAUGUCUCCCUAAGCUAUUACGAAAUCUACAACGACAAGGUCUUCGAUCUAUUUGAACCUCCGGAAAAGAGAACACUGGCGGGACUACCUCUUCGAGACAACGGCGGGAAGACAGUUGUCGUGGGUUUGACGGAGAGGCCGUGCCACAGUCUGAAGGAAUUUGAAAGCCUAUAUGAUCAAGCCAAUACCAACAGAUCCACAUCUGCGACGAAGCUGAAUGCUCACUCAUCGCGGUCUCAUGCCAUCCUCUGCGUGCGGGUCGCGGUCAGCACCGGGGAUAAAACGCGCAUUAGCACUGCAUCUGCUAUUGACCUUGCUGGCUCUGAGGAUAACCGCCGGACAGACAAUGAUAAAGAGCGCAUGGUUGAGUCAGCUAGUAUCAACAAGAGCCUUUUCGUCCUGGCUCAGUGCGUGGAGGCAAUCAGCAAGAAGCACUCGAGGAUACCAUACCGAGAGUCGAAGAUGACGAGGAUUCUGUCCCUAGGUCAGAACAAUGGGCUCACUGUGAUGAUCCUCAACCUUGCGCCGGUCAGGUCCUAUCAUCUGGACACAAUAAGCUCGCUCAAUUUCGCCAACCGCACGAAGAAGAUCGAAGUGCGCGAGGUGGAAAAUGAACCGAUGUUCAAGGGGCCUCCACGACCGGCGCCGCGUCCUUCGAUGACUACCCAGCGGCAACCUCUGCGACCACUGACAGCUUCGGUGAACGUGAACCUUACUACUGUAGUCAAGGACAAGGACACGACCAAGACACUCGAGAAGCCUGCGAAGGCCUUCCAUGUCUAUUCGGAUAAAUCACACCCGAGAAUCAUGGCGCAGUUCAAGAAGCCCGACGCCCCCAAGCGAACUUCUCUGAGCUCCGAUAUCUCGCGACUUUCAUCAAAGCCCACUCGUCUCACCCAACCUGCGCACCAGCCACAAAACCAUUACGAUGAUAUCUCCGCGGCUAAGAUCGAGGAGAUGGUGGAGAAAAAGGUUGAAGAAAUCCUGGCUGUACGAGCAGUCAGCGAACAAUCGAGGCAAACGCAGGUCCGCGAACUCAACAAGCAGGUUCAACGGCGCUUGGAGCUCCUUGAGCAACGUAUAGAGGGCACCGAAGACGCAAGAGCUGAAGGCUUAUCGUACUUGCUCAUGGCCAAGCAACACCAAGCCCGUGGUGAGGACAGUUUCGCGCUGAGGAUGUACCAGCUAGCGCUUCCUUACUUCCCUAAUAACGAGAAGCUAUCCAAGAAGAUCUCCACCUUGAAGGAGCGCAUGCAGGGCAAAUCCCGCGAGGACACCGACACCACCGGCACCAUUGCCAUUCCAGGAGCAAAGCGGGAGCUUGGCAGCAUGCUGUCUAUCAAGAAGCAACCCGCCAAGACCAACCUCAAGCGUUUCGCCGAGGACUCCGACGCGGACUAUGAGGAACAACAGGAAGAAGCCCUCGAACAAUUCAGCGACGAGGACCUCGAAGAAAUUGCUCAUUCAAGACGCAAGAAGCGCACGAGGACCAAGACCCCUAUGGAUGAUGACGCUGAUAUCAAUGAGCAACCGCCCUCCCCCAGAACCAUCCACCUCCUUUCCAUCAUCAACUCCCGAGACAUCAGCCAGAUCAAGCUGCUGAAAGGCGUCGGCGUCAAGAAAGCCGAGGCCAUCGUCGACUGCCUAUGCGAGAUGGACCAGCACACAGCCUGUCCCGACGACGAAGCACGUGUCCACAUCAACAGUCUUGCAGAAUUGAGCAAGCUCAAGGGCGUCGGCCUAAAGAGCGUCCAAAGCAUGCGAAACGGAGUCCUGGUCUAAACAGUACAGGCGUUGAUUGUUAACAGCUGCAUUUCCGGAGUCGGGGACAUCAUUUAUAUAUACAUUUCUGCCUGCCUGCCUUGUUGCAUUUCCUUUCUGAUUGGUUGAUAUCAUUCCCUGGGCUGCCUCGUUCUCGUUACGUUUACCCCUUCAUUGUACUUGCUUUCUCUAUGUGAUUUGUCACUGCCAUCAAGCGAGGGUGUUCAGGAGUUGAGAGAAUUGAAUUGUCUGGCAAUCUGCUCUGCGUGAUACACAUUUGUUUUGAAGAUACUCUGUCUAAGUAUAGCAUGUAUAUAGUCAUACCAUAGCACCGAAUCGAUAAGAUGCCCAC